AUGAUAGUUGCCUUUGUUGAGUUCACGGAGCACCAACAUGCACUUGUAGCUCUGAGAGUUGUUAAUAAUAAUCCUGGAACUUUUGGCCCUGAACAUCGUCCGAUUGUAGAGUUUGCUGUUGAUAAUGUGAAGAAACUUAUGCACCGUAAAGAGAAGAUUCUUCAAGUCCAGCAGAAUGAUUCUCAUCAUAAAACAGAUAAUUCAUGGCAAAACGGUCCUGCUAACUCUAGAGGGGAUGCGUCAUCAAUUUCUGUAAGUGAGAACAGUGAAGUGAAAACAGGUGCCAAGGGAGCAAUUGCUGAAACAGCCAGACCUAAAAAGAAGCAGAAAACAAAGAAAAUGUUGAUAAGCUCAAAACAGGAGCUAAUAGAGAAGUUUGCUGACAUUGGAUCUCAACCAACUAAAAGUGCCUCAAGCAAUGCCCCUAUCAAAGAUGGGGCUAUGAGAUCAAAAGCAAGAUCGGAAGAUGAGACCACCCAAGAGAUACAAAGAAACAGUUUGAAGAGAGCAAAAAAGGGUAAAAAGAACAAAGACCCUUUGGGACGCGAUGUGGUAGACAAACUUGAUGUGCUUAUUGAACAAUACAGGUCUAAAUUCUCAAAGGCUAGUUCUGACCAAACUGAUGGUAACAAACAUGGUUCUAAACGGCUCAGGAGGUGGUUCCAAUCAUAAUUGUCUUUUUAAGUUCCUGUUGUUCGGUUUUUUCUACUUGAAGCUUUCUUUUGUAUUUAUGGCAGUUACAAAUGCUGUCAACGGUCACAACACAAUGGCGGUUUUUGGGUAGU
Molecule: messenger RNA, 785 nt
Organism: Ipomoea nil (Japanese morning glory)
Lineage: Eukaryota; Viridiplantae; Streptophyta; Magnoliopsida; Solanales; Convolvulaceae
Product: RNA-binding protein 28-like
Exons: 3
Coding region: 1-672 (223 amino acids)
Source: RefSeq, a predicted model, not a curated record